Messenger RNA from Cladophialophora carrionii CBS 160.54, 3387 nucleotides. RefSeq lists its product as uncharacterized. The record is from RefSeq and is a predicted model, not a curated record. The transcript has 3 exons. The coding region runs from base 1 to 3387 and encodes 1128 amino acids. Lineage: Eukaryota; Fungi; Ascomycota; Eurotiomycetes; Chaetothyriales; Herpotrichiellaceae.
AUGGAUCCAGUCACUGCCCUGGGACUUGCCUGCAAUGUUCUUACACUUGUUGAACUAGGCACCGAUGCCCUCAAGGUCUGCAAAGCACUGUACGAGCGAGGGUCGCUUGACGAGAACAACAUGAUUGAAAAAUAUGCCGAAGGCAUUUCGGCUGCAAAUCGAGACGUGGAAGCCUCGUUUGGACAGCAGGCAGUGACGACACACGCUCGUGUUGUCAAGCUCCGAAAGAUUGCAAUUGAAGUUUCUGCAGCGGCGGCCGAGCUCAAAACGCUUCUGAAUCAACUCAAGGUCUCCAAGAAGCAACUCGGGGAAGCUUUCAAGAAGUCUCUAAAGACAGUCAUCAAAAGGGGAGCCGUUGACCGGCUUCGAGGCAGGUUAGAGCGACAAGAUAGUGCACUCCGCUCUGGCCUUUUGAAAGAACUCUAUAUCAAAGCGUGCGAGGACAGCGUAAUUCAACAAAGCCGAUUUGAAGCUUUGUCUCAAGGCCAGAAAGACAUCAUCACGCAGGUCUUAGGUCGUCUUCAACUUGUGCCAAAUGAUAUUCGGACCGCGAUUACAGCUUCCGAAACUAGCUUGACGGCACAACUGGCCACCCAAUAUGCUCAAUUCGAGCAAGGCUUUCGACAGCUGUCUGUCGACAUAUCUGACAGGAUUCAAGCGUCCAAGUCCCAGAUAACAGCACAUCUUGCGUCCAGGACCUACUUCCUCAAGGAUGCAGCCCAGAACCAUCAGAGUCAAACUAGAUAUUUACUGAACCAAGAUCAAGUUACUCUCAGGGUCCGCCUUCUCGAUGCGUUAGCUUUUCCGGAAAUGAAUGAGCGCCGCAAUACGAUCGAAGGACGUGUUACCGACUUCGCUAAUACCUAUCACUGGAUAUUUGAUGAUUCAGAGAACAGUCAUCCAUUGACCGGACGUGGGUUCACCGACUGGCUACGCCAUGGAAAACAAAUCUUUUGGGUCAAUGGGAAGCCUGGUAGCGGCAAGUCGACGCUUAUGGCCUAUAUCUACCAAGAUUUCCAGUCCAAAGGACCAGGUCUUACAUAUUUAGAAGAAUGGGCGAAACCCAGUUCGGUUCGGCUUCUUAGUUUCUGGUUCUUCAGACCAGCAACAAGCACUCUGCUUAAGUCAAUGCAGGGGUUUUGGAGGUCGUUGUGCUUCCAAAUACUGCACAGCGACCAGAAUCUCUGGGAGAAGCUCUACCGAGAUACAGGCAGUUCAAUUCCAGAGACUUUAAGGUCUUACAUCCAAGGAAUUGGUCCCCAUACCGCGUCAUGGACCGACAGAGAACUGAAAUCUUGGUUCAUAUAUUUACUCUCCCACACAGAACACAAAUACUGUCUACUGAUAGACGGUCUCGAUGAGGUUUCAAAUAAUCGCCAACUCUUGCUUGACACGAUUCAAGAUAUUGUGCACGAUUCAGAAAUUGUGAAAAUCUGUUGUUCCAGCCGUCCAGAGGCACCUUUUCUCGACACUCUUCAGCGAUAUCCACGGUUUCGACUGCAAGACUUCAAUCAUGGGGACAUCGAGACCUACUGCCAGACGCGACUGGCAAAAACUCGGGCCGCACGCUACGCCCACCGGAUAGCCUCUCGAGCGGAGGGAGUUUUCUUGUGGGCAUAUCUGGUCGUGGAAGACCUUGCAACUGCCGUCGGCCAAGGUGACACCGAUGAAGACCUCGAAUUGCGCCUGAACGAAUGUCCCGCAGAAAUGAAUGACCUGUUCGCACUCCUGCUUGAACGGCAAGAUAAAUUUUACUUGAACCACCCGAAGCCGUACCUCCGGCUGAUUGAUGUUGCGAUUAAGAACGGCAGAAGCAUAAACCUCGCGGAAUUACUCGUGGCUUCACAAGAUCAGCAGAAACUCAGGUCCGACUUUGCCAACGACCUAGUUGCCGACUCCCACGCAGAAUUAAACGCUUUGGCAGUAGUCGGUUUGGACACCAACAUCAUAGCGAGAUGCGCAGGCCUCGUCGAGUGCAAGAGGGAUUAUUUCUAUGGUCCUCGAACUUUGGAGACUAUGUCCUACACAGGAUUAGCUAAAGCGUGGGGCGUAGGUGUCAGAUUCAUACAUCGAAGCGCGCACGAUUUCCUCAUUGAGAGCAAAAGGGGUGCUGCACUUAUUCAGUCCAUUGGCAUGUCUGAGCAAGAUGCCUUACAACGACUGACGACUGCAUCCACGGUGCUUUUGCUUGCUAGUUCCGAGUCCCUUGGCCCAAGCGCCAGUGCUCCUUUCUGGUACGGGACGCUGAUCCAUGCGAAACUCUGGACCUCGUUCGAGACAAAACUGGCGGAUGCAGUCCUUGCGACCCUGGAACCGAUGGAUCCAUCAUGCCCUGGCAUCGCGCAAUAUUUUCAACGCGAAAUCUCUUCUUGCUACCUGACAUGCCCUCAGUUUUCGCGUCUCGAGGCAUUGAUAUUUACCACUGCAGUUAUCUACAAUCUGACGGUUUACUGUGACGCAAAGCUCUCUUGUCUCGAUCCAGGGACAGCAACCACGGCGGCGGCAUUUUCCAUGUGUGCCUUGAUAAGGUACCACUCAGAGCAAAGCAGUGACAGCAACUUCAUCAAAACACUUACGCCCUAUAUUUCUUGGACCCAGAGACUUACACUGGGAUACGACAUAGACCGGCCCAACGGCCUCCACAUAUUCUCCACCCUCCCGUUGUGGCAGCAUGUUUACUUGGCUCUCAUAAAUGAGUAUUAUAUCACGUCUUCGGACACGCGUCAACAUACUUCUCCAACCCUUUUUCAACAUUUCCAGGUCACCGACAGAGGGAAUGCGUCCGAUUUGGAGGGCUGGAUAACGCACUCUAGAACCCGCGCGAGACUCGUCCCUCUGCCGGAUGAUGACGCUACAGGGGCUCUGGACUGGAAAAAAAUGGGCCAAGUUGACAUUCUCAAAAUCAAGAUGGCUGUGCGAGACCCAGCGGAAUGGGGAGCAUUGUCGAUAGAUUUCUGUCAGUAUUCUCCUCGACGCGUGGGUCGCUUUUUGGACAUCGACCACCCCCUAAAUGAGCGUCUUCAGCAGACGUACGCCUCUAGCGAAAACCUGUCCACCGCUUUCAAAUCCUCCGCCGGUGAAGUGGCGGCAAUCCUUAACGACAACCUAGACAAGUUAUCUCCUGCAGAGAUUGCGAACGUCAUUUUCCAGACGGAUGGCUGCCACAAUUUAUAUUUCUCCAAACGCCGGGUAUGUGGUGAGGCUAAGCGGACGGGAGCGUGGUCGGAAUGGAAAUGGCGCCUGAGAAAUGGGAUAUUUCACGAAGACUUCGAAAGUGGUCCCGAGCACGAUCCGAUAUUGUUUGAGAUCAUGAGGCAUGUUUCAGGGGAAGCUCGCAGGGAUCCGGCCAGUGGCAGGUAUGUGCUUGACUCUGAGCUCUACGGGUAG